CAAUUUCUAAACUCAUUUCUGAUUUUCCCUCUCCAUUUUCUCCUCUGUUCCAUCAGUGAGCGAGAAGCCAGUAGCUGUCGUCUCUCUAAUGGCAACAGGGCCUUUUCACUGAAAAUUUUGGUUCAAGAGCUGGAGUUUUACAGGUUUCUGUGGAUUUUUGCACGGCCGGCUACAAUUUAGUGCGAUUACAUUGCAGUUGAAAGCGACAGUGGAGCUGAUUUGAAGCAGAAAUCGGUCUUCGUAGAUGGAUCUGGCAAAACGGAGGUUUGAUUUCGUAGAGCCUUUCGGCUCUCCCUCAAAAUGUGCCUGUUUUGGUUAUUCGAGUCCAGAAACCUCCGCAAAUGACGAUAAUAAUAUUUACAACUUGAUUGUAAAAGCGCUCAACAUCACCGAUUUGGAAACCGGCCUCUUCAAAUCAAUCAUACAAGACGACAAAGCUCGAUUUGUGGUUCAAUCAAAUAAGGUCUUCAAAGGAGACUCCACAACGGAUCGGAGCCUAGCGUUGAAGCUGCUUCUCUUGUGUUGCCUGUUUGACGCGAUUGACUGUGCCACGGCGCUGGUUAAUGGCGAGCUCGGAGUUGUACCGGUGGUUAACGAGGUGGACCCGGCGGCGGGGAUGACAGCGUUGCACACUGCAGCGGAGGCACACUCCGCGCGUUGCGUGGAGCUGUUGCUAAAGAGACGCGCUCGUACAGACCUGAGGAGCAAGGACGGACGCGCACUGCUCGCUCUGAUGCUGUCUCUGUCCAGUAGCAGGUUAGAUGUGAUCUGGAAUCCUGAUGACUACUCUGUUGAAGACUUGGUGGUUUUACUUAGUGAAAAGGAUUUGACUACGGUGAAACUUCUCAGUGAGAAGACAAAAGAAAUAGACCAGGUUGCAUAUGCUGUAGCCAUUGGAGGCAAAAUAGCGGCUUUAGCUGUUUUGCUGAUAGUAGCAGCAGAUAAAGUUAACCAGUCAACCAUAGUUUUGCACGACGCUGAUUCAGGUUCAAAGGAGAAGGCCACCAUAUAUGAGUGCGUAAUUGGAAAAACGUUGUCCCUUGGCCGCGACUUGUCUCCCGGAAGAGCCGCCAAACGAACCUGUACGCCGACAAAGACCGAGGCAGCCGAGAAGCGCAAGCUCCUACUUCGUGAGAUCGAGUUGCUUCAUCUUUUUGACGCUGUGGCUCAAACCAGUUCUUCGGAAAAGAAGCCGACGUCCCCAUUGAUCCUUGCUAUAAAGGCGGAAGAUGAAGCAGUUAUUGAGCUGCUUUUGAAGAGGAAUAUAGAUGUAAAUGACGCUGAUGAUGAUGCCGAGGGGAAUUCUGCCCUUCAUUGGUCUCUCCGAAGAUCCUGGGGUUCAUCUUCUCAGCAGAUCAAAAUCCUAUGCCUACUCUUGAACCAUGGUGCUCGAGUGAACCAAAGAAACAAGUUAGAACUAACUGCAUUCCACAUUGCUGCUUGCAAUGGCAAUUCACAGGCACUUCAGAUACUCCUGCUUGAAGACCCCGAUGGCAUCAACUACAAAACUUUAAUGAAAGAAACUCCUCUAUUUUUUGCUGUCAAGAACGACCAUAUUGACUGUGCUGAGCUGCUUCUGCGCUGGGGAGCAAACAGUGAAGUUCUCAAUUUGCGUAGAGAGAGGCCCAUAGACUUGGCAACAUCACAGGACAUGCGUUUCAUGCUAAACCCAACCAAUAUUAAUCUCAUGAAUCGUGCAUUCCCAGAGCGGAACCAUAUUCCUUCAUUGCUAGGUGAUGAAGUAAUUUUAGACACAUGUGAAGCACUUCUAGCCAUGACAGAUGAAGAAAUCCCCACCGAAAGAAUCUGCUCAAAUACAAAGACAGAGAUUUGCAAGUACUUUGAAUCCCCUACUGGAUGUGUCAGAGGAUCCAAGUGCUUUUAUGCACAUGGUAAAGAGGAGCUUCGGCCAAAGAAACAGGGAAUGCAUAUUGCACAUGCACUUAAACGAAGAAUUUUUGUAGGUGGACUGCCACCCUCGUUGGAUUCUGACUUCCUGCACAAGUUUUUUGAACAACAAUUUGGGUUGGUGGAAGAUGCCCAUGUUGCUAGAGUUCAAGCAGGAGAUGAUCAGAUACAAUCUCGAGGAUUUGGGUUUGUGACCUUUAAGCAUGAGAAGUCUGUUCUACUGGCUGUUCAAGCACACUAUGUAACUAUAAUGGGAAAACAAGUGGAGAUCAAAAGUGCCGUCCAAAAAUGCGUUUUACAGGCUCAAUCACAGAAACUAUCACCUAGAGAACAAGAACAGAAUAACCAACAUGUAUUGCAAUUGGAGACAACUAGGGAGAAGAAUGUGGACAAGAUACUAACUCAGAAGACCUCAGAAGAAGCUGAAUCUGAAAAAAUCUCCUGGCUGGGUAGAUUACUCAAUGGUAAAACGAAGACACCAUCCCCUGAAUCUGAAGCAGACGGAAGCUCCAAAUCAGUAAACUGGAACAUUCCUAUAUGGCUCAAAACUUUCAAGAAGUGGUUUCCCAGCUUUUUACAAGAGAAGCACCGGAAGGAAGGGCAAUAUUCUCUCUCAUCUCUGAAGGCUGAUUUCAGGGCUGCUUUUGGCUUAGAACUGGAUCAUGCCUCUCUCGGCUACCUAAAGCUUAGUGAUUUUAUGAGAUCUUUUCCCAACCUUUGUCACAUAAAGGAAGUUUCAGUAGGUGGACAUGGACAUGCUAAUCACAUGCUUCUCUUGCCUAUCCUUCGCAGGCCUCAUCAGAGAUUGCUUAAGCCUAUCAUGCAUUGCCAGCUCUCCAGCGCAGCCUCACUUGAUGAUAUUACCGACAGUGAUUCUGAUGGCACUGAGUGUCUUCAUGAUCCCUCAGAUCCUCGUGAAAAUGUUAGUGUCACCAAUAGCAAUAACAAAAUGGCAAAUCUACAACAUGAAGUCCCUGCCCCUGAAAAUGAUUCAGCUCUCAAGGACACAGUGCCUGAUAUGAGCUCUAGAUUUCUGCAGUUCUUAAUGCCUGGUUCUUUCAUGCUCUUCAAUACUCAGCCACCACCUAAUAAGGGCAAUAGUGGUGCCAAUGAUGAAGCAGGAGGGGUUGAGGGGAUGAAUGAAAGGCAACUCUGGCAUCAACAGAGGCACAUGGUUUUAGAAUCCCUUGCCAGAAAUAGCUCAUCUGUGUUCUUUCUUCGUGAAUAUGAUUUCUAUAAAAGUCAUAAGGCAAGCAUCAGGCAGGGGAAGUGCUUUUGGUGCAACCAGAACAAGUUGUUAUGGUCAAACUUUCCAUGCCAACAUCAGCUAUGGUGUAGUGACUGUAAAAUACUAGCUGCUCGAGCAUCUGGAAAUUAUGAACAUAGAUGCGUGGUGUGUGAUAGGUUAGUUCAAAAAUUUCUUUUCGUCCCAUCAGAUGGAUGUUCUCAAUGUUUACAUGGAGAUGCUCCCAAUCACAAGGAGUUCUCACCACUAGAUUCUUCACAUUUUCAAAUUGCAUCAAAGAAUCCUCCUUUGAGGAAUUUCUCUGGUAGCAUCGAAGAGAAGAUCAACAGAAUUCAUUCAGAAAAGGCUUAUAAUAGUAUAUGGAGUUUUCCUUGCACAGGCUGACAUAGAGAAAGAACAGGUGACAUAGUCUUACGCACAGGAAAGGUAUACAAACUCAGUUUCCCUUGUGACAGGCAACUCAUAGUUUUUGUAAUGAACUGAAACUAGCUGCGUGAAAAUUGUAAGUAAGCCUAUUAACAGGCAAAACUUCAAUCAUUUUGUCUUCUCCUAAGUUGUUAGAGUAAUGGAAAUAGACAGACCUUUCAUCU
This is a messenger RNA of Rubroshorea leprosula, 3744 nucleotides long. Lineage: Eukaryota; Viridiplantae; Streptophyta; Magnoliopsida; Malvales; Dipterocarpaceae. The record is from the annotation of a GenBank genome assembly.